Rhodotorula graminis WP1 is the source of this 1713-nucleotide messenger RNA. RefSeq lists its product as uncharacterized. Lineage: Eukaryota; Fungi; Basidiomycota; Microbotryomycetes; Sporidiobolales; Sporidiobolaceae. The transcript has 6 exons. Bases 4 to 1542 code for a protein of 512 amino acids. The record is from RefSeq and is a predicted model, not a curated record. Gene Ontology annotation, molecular function: phospholipid binding; clathrin binding. Gene Ontology annotation, cellular component: clathrin vesicle coat; plasma membrane; endosome. Gene Ontology annotation, biological process: endocytosis; Golgi to endosome transport.
ACCAUGGACUGGCUCGCAGACCGUGUCGACACGCUCGCCAAGCAGGCAGCCGAGCUCUCGGUUUACGACGUCAAGGCGGCCGUGCGCAAGGCGCAGGCCUACGCCUUCAACUACACCGAGGCCGAGUCGCGCGUGCGCGAGGCGACCAACGACGAGCCGUGGGGCGCCAGCUCGAGCCUCAUGCAGCACAUUGCCCAGGACACGUUCAACUUCCAAACGUUCAACGAGAUCAUGCCGACGCUGUACUCGCGCUUCACCGAGAAGGAGGCGCGCGAGUGGCGCCAGAUCUACAAGGCCCUCCAGCUCCUCGAGUACCUCGUCAAGAACGGCUCGGAACGCGUCGUCGACGACGCAAGGUCGCACCUGAGCCUCGUGCGCGUCCUGCGCAACUUUCACUACGUCGACGAGAACGGCAAGGACCAGGGCAUCAACAUCCGCAACCGCGCCAAAGAGCUCGGCGACCUCCUGUCGGACCUCGACCGCGUGCGCCAGGAGCGCCGCAAGGCCAAGGCCAACCGCAACAAGUACCAGGGCGUCGGGAGCGACAGCUCGGGCUUCUCGGGCGGCGGCGGCGGCGGCGGGUUCUCGGGAGGUGGGGGCCCGAGCUUCACGAGCGCGAGCGGGAGCAGGUACGGCGGGUUCGGGAGCGACUCGCUCGGGCACGGCGGUAGCGGCGGCGGCGGCGACGCGUACUCGGGCGGGCGCGACAGCGGCGGCGGAGGAGGAGGGGGCUUCUCCGACUCGCGCGGGCGCGGCGACGACUUCGAGGCGUACGACGCGGGCGACGACGAGGACCUCGACGUGCGGCGCUCCUCGGCUCCUCCUCCUGCGCCUGCCCCGCACUCGUCCUCGGCGCGCUCGGGCGCCUCGUCGUUGCGAGGCGCCUCGAGCCUCACCAACAAGCCGACGCCGCCUGCGCCCGCCCCGGCGGCGCCGGCCAAGAAGCAGCCCGAGGUGAACUUGUUUGACUUUGACGACGACGACCACGAGCAGGCGCUCCCGCCGCCGCCGCCCAAGCCCAACGCGCCCACCACCGCCGCCGCCGCCGCAGACGACUUUGACGACUUUGACGACUUCCAGAGCGCCGUCCCCUCGCCGGUCGCCGCGCCCGUCGUCGCCCCGCUCCAGGCCCAGGCCCAGGUGCCUCCUCGCCCCGCCGCCAACAACGUCUUUGCGAUGCUCCAGCCCUCGUCGACGACCUCGGCCGCCGCCGCGCCGCCCGGGUACGGCGCCCCGAUGCAGCCCAUGCACUCGGGCGCGGCGCCGAUGCAGCCCCGCGCAGCCUCACCCAAGAAGAAGGCGGCCGACGACUUUAGCGACCUGUUUGACCUCGUCGGCUCGUCGUCGGCGUCGUCCGGUGCGGCGGGCAAGCCGAGCGGCGCAGGUGCGAGCGGCGCCGUCGCAGGCGGGCAGCAGAGCCUGGCCCAGAUCGCGGCGCAAAAGCGGCAGGACUCGCUGUUUGGCAGCGGCGGGGCGGGCGCGAAGCAGGGUGGAGGAGCGGGCAUGGGCGGCGGCGGCGAUGGGUGGGACAGCUUGCUGUGAGCGCGAGAGUGGGGCACGAGGGCUUGCGCGCACGGUGCUCUCUUCUCCUCUCCUUCCCUCCCUCCCUCUCCCCCUCUCCUCGUGGUGCUCUGUGUUCCUCUUCCUUCUCUCGCACUCUCUUUAUCUCUCUUGCCGUAGCUCGCCAUCCGAAACUCGUUCGACACGUCUCUC